AUGGCUGGGCGGUCCUUGCCUGCGGUCAGCCGCAGGGUCGAGCAGUAUGCCCGGCACACCGCCACGCCCGUGACCCUGAGGGAGCUCUACAGGUGGGGAUGUGGCGGCGCUGCAGAGCGGACGCACAUGCGGGAGUACCUGCACACGGAGGUUCAUCCGCAACGCCCAGCUCUGCAAGGAGCUGCAGCUGCUGCCCUUCGGCCUCGCGCAGGCUCGCAGCACGGCCCGCGUCACCGGAUGUCUCUGUACAGCCAGUACGUGGACUGGCUAGACGAGUUCCCGAAGCCGGUCGACGAGGACGGGGAGCGCCGCUUCCUGGAGCUGCUGCGGCGGAUCCUAGACGACUCGGUCCUCGUCAUUCCGAGGCUCGGCGAGGCGGUCCGCGAGGUCAGAGAGCAGAUGAGCGAGGAGCGCUACGAGGAGUUCAGAUCCGAGAUCUCGCUGAUCAUGGACCGCUUCUGCAUCAAGCGCAUCGGCCUCAGAUUUCUCCUGGAGCACUUCAUCGAGUCCUCCGAGGCGGGCAGCGGGGUUGAGGAUACCAGCUCCUGGCUUAUCUGGAAGGUGUUCAGCCGACGUCCCCUGGCCAGGGCCUCGCAGCUGCGGAGCGGUUGUGGAGGUGGGCCCGGCAUGGAGAGCAAUGAGGACGGGGGGGGGCUGGAGGAAGCUCAGCGCGCAGGUCUCAGGGCCGAGCGCUCCUCCGUGCUGCCGGAGCCUCCCGGAGGAGCGACCGGGCUGUUAGAAAUGGCGAGCGCGAGGGCUCUCCACGGAAAUCGUGGCAGGCGCCCCUGCAUGCGCGCGAUCGGGGUUUUCUUCUGCACCCGGACUGGCAACACGCAGGAGGUGGCCGAGCUGGUCGGUGAGAUGAUAGGCGUCGUGCCGGUCGAGUUGGGCGAUACGGCCGUCCUUGGGGACCUGAACACGUACGACGGUUUGAUCGUUGGGGCGCCGACGUGGAACACGGGGGCUCACGAGAAGCGGUCUGGUACCAGCCUGGAUGGCCACUUGGCUGAGAUUCGUGAUCUGCAGAUGGGUGGGAAGAUGGUGGCAGUGUUCGGCUGCGGAGACUCAUUCGAGUGGAGUUCCAAUUUCUGUGAUGCUAUCGAGGAGAUCCAUUCAGCAUUCAGCGCGGCGGGUGCCAAGAUGAUUGGAUAUGUGGACGCCUCAUCAUACCAGCACGCCGAGUCCAAGAGCGAGGUAGACGGCAAGUUCUUGGGGCUUCCGUUGGACCAGGAGAAUCAGAUCGAUUUGACCGAGGGUCGCGUGGAGGCUUGGAUCCGCCAGUUGAAGCAGGAGGGCAUGCCGCUAUGA
Prorocentrum cordatum is the source of this 1308-nucleotide messenger RNA. Lineage: Eukaryota; Dinophyceae; Prorocentrales; Prorocentraceae. The record is from the annotation of a GenBank genome assembly.